Molecule: messenger RNA, 392 nt
Organism: Aspergillus welwitschiae
Lineage: Eukaryota; Fungi; Ascomycota; Eurotiomycetes; Eurotiales; Aspergillaceae
Exons: 3
Coding region: 62-328 (88 amino acids)
Source: RefSeq, a predicted model, not a curated record
CCAUCAUGGCCCAACAACAACUGGCAAUCUGUAGUAGUACAACUCACGAAAAUCUGAAACUAUGAUGAAGGCAACAAUAUAUAUUUGGACGCUCGGGCUAAGCCUGCUGACAGUGGAUGCACAUCAUGAUCGAACAAUGAUAACUGGGAUAACAAGCUCUAAGCAAGAACCCAUGCUCGAUUCUCUCGCCUCGGCGCAGAAGGUGCUUGGUGAUACCGCUAACUCCUGCUACGUCUGCUCGUCGCCUUGCUCUCGAGCUGUCUGCUGUCAUGGAGAAUUCCCGCAAUGUUGCUCCGAUGGAGUCUAUUGCUAUUGCUGCCAAGAUUGAUUAUUUGCUGGUUUUGUCUAAAUAAGAGCCAUCUAGCCAAGGUAUCCGCGUGUACUGUAUCCCA